This is a messenger RNA of Salvia hispanica, 588 nucleotides long. RefSeq names its product mitochondrial ribosomal protein L11 (gene MRPL11). NCBI's taxonomy places the organism in Eukaryota, Viridiplantae, Streptophyta, Magnoliopsida, Lamiales, Lamiaceae. Gene Ontology annotation, cellular component: ribosome; large ribosomal subunit. The record is from RefSeq and is a predicted model, not a curated record. Gene Ontology annotation, molecular function: large ribosomal subunit rRNA binding; structural constituent of ribosome. Gene Ontology annotation, biological process: translation.
UUCAACAUCCAAAAAUGGCGACGCUCAAAGAAAUCCUAACACGGCGGCCAGUGGCGGCGACGAUCCGGCUGACGGUGCCGGCGGGAGCCGCGAAGCCGGCGCCACCGGUGGGGCCUGCACUCGGUCAGUACCGGCUGAAUCUGAUGGCAUUUUGCAAGGAUUUCAACGCUAGAACGCAGAAAUACAAGGCGGAAACCCCAAUGGCGGUGACGAUAACGGCCUUCACCGACAACACGUUCGAGUUCACGGUGAAGUCUCCGUCGGUGACUUGGUACCUGAAGAAGGCGGCGGGGAUCGAGAACGGGAGCGGGCGGCCGGGCCACGUGAGCGCGUCGACGAUCACGGUGAAGCACGUGUACGAGAUCGCGAAGAUCAAGCAGAGCGAUCCUUACUGCCAGUACAUGUCGCUGGAGUCCAUCUCGAAGUCGAUUAUUGGAACUGCCAAUUCCAUGGGUAUUAAGGUGCAGAAAGAGCUUGAUUGAUUUCAUCAUUUUGAUUGGCUUGUUAGGGUUAAUUUUUGUUGAACAAAUUAUCAACUCUUGAUGUUAUGAUUAUAAAAAUGAAUGCUUCGUGCUUGUUGUUUGUGAA